CCCAUUCAGGCCCAAAUGGAUAUUAAAACAAAAGUAGAACGGAUAUAUCUAAAAGAGGGAAAAGGCAGUGAAGGAGAGGUUGAGAGAAAGAUAAACAGGGGGAGAAGCAUGGUGGGCGCUUUGGGUGCACAGCCAAAGAUACUGUCUUCGUUUGUGUCUAACCGCUUCCUUCACUCACCCAACCCUCCUCAUCUUCACCAGUUCUUCCGCUACGAUGCAGGAGCUAAGCAUUUGUACAUGCAGUUGCCAAGAACAUUUUCUGGUUUGACCAAUCUGUUGUUUAAUAGAAGAAAUGUUGAUGAAUCUACAAAUACCAAACGUAAACGCCUUAGACCUGGAAAAGUAUCCCCUCUUCGACCUGUUCCAGAUCAUAUACUCAAACCCCCUUAUGUAAAAUCUAAGAGACCUCCAGGCAUUGCUAGUGGACCUGAAGUACAUGAUGAGAAAGGAAUAGAAUGCAUGAGAGCUUCUGGAAGGCUUGCUGCCAAGGUUCUUGAAUAUGCUGGCACGUUGGUCCAGCCAGGCACAAAGACAGAUGAAAUUGACGAAGCUGUUCACCAAAUGAUUAUUGACAAUGGGGCUUACCCUUCACCUCUUGGGUAUGGUGGGUUUCCGAAGAGUGUCUGCACAUCAGUGAAUGAAUGCAUCUGCCAUGGAAUACCAGAUUCCCGUGCACUUGAGGAUGGUGAUAUAAUCAAUAUUGAUGUUACCGUCUACUUAAAUGGGUAUCAUGGUGACACAUCAGCUACUUUCUUUUGUGGCAAUGUUGAUGAUGAGGCCAGAAACCUAGUCGAGGUAACGAAAGAUUGUCUAUAUAAAGCAAUAUCAAUAUGUGCACCAGGAGUGGAAUUCAAGAAAAUCGGCAAAACAAUUCAUGAUCAUGGAGAUAAAUAUCGUUAUGGUGUUGUUAGACAAUUUGUAGGGCAUGGGGUUGGACGUGUUUUUCACUCUGAUCCAGUUGUUCUACACUACAGGAACAAGGAUAGUGGGCGAAUGAUGUUGAAUCAAACUUUCACAAUUGUGAUGCCGAUAGACUUUAUAUCAACUCCCUCCAUAGUAUAUAUUUUAAUUGUUUGGUUGUAUUCUCUGGAAAAGGGAAUGAAGAUAGUGCCUAUGCAACCAGAAAUAACAUAAAUAAUGCGCCUGGCGAUGGUGGAAUUACGUACUCAUUGAGCUAGAGAACCAAACCAAAUACGUCUUAGUAGAUUUCUUCAUUUGUUUUCUUAUUCAGGUCUAUAGGACUCUGGUUUUUACAGUGGAAUAGUUACCUAUUUCUAGCAAGAAGUCAACCCAUGUGGAAAAAGAUCAAAUUGUGAUGCAAUGCUUGCAUGGAUGAUGUCAAUAUGAAGAUUCUUUUAUGUCCCGGGCCUUGGGCUUACUUGUCCAAAUGGAUUUUAUUUUUAUUAUUGCAUAAUGAUAAUACACUUCUCUA
Messenger RNA from Ziziphus jujuba (common jujube), 1432 nucleotides. Its product is annotated as methionine aminopeptidase 1D, chloroplastic/mitochondrial. Gene Ontology annotation, biological process: proteolysis. Bases 16 to 1134 code for a protein of 372 amino acids. Gene Ontology annotation, molecular function: metalloaminopeptidase activity. The record is from RefSeq and is a predicted model, not a curated record. Lineage: Eukaryota; Viridiplantae; Streptophyta; Magnoliopsida; Rosales; Rhamnaceae. The transcript has 12 exons.